This is a messenger RNA of Hypoxylon trugodes, 1826 nucleotides long. RefSeq names its product MFS general substrate transporter. The record is from RefSeq and is a predicted model, not a curated record. The coding region runs from base 1 to 1674 and encodes 557 amino acids. Gene Ontology annotation, biological process: transmembrane transport. Gene Ontology annotation, molecular function: transmembrane transporter activity. NCBI's taxonomy places the organism in Eukaryota, Fungi, Ascomycota, Sordariomycetes, Xylariales, Hypoxylaceae. The transcript is spliced from 4 exons.
AUGGACAUAGCAUCUGAGGCUCCAGAAGCUACCGCUAACACAGGUACUCAUCGGUCCUUGGACGUGAAAAUCGAGUCUAAACCCCAGACCCAAUAUGCAUACAACCAAGAUUAUCGAUUCUGGUGUAUUAUCACUGCCCUGUAUACUAUGCAAGUCUUAUGUUCGCUCGAGAAUACCGUGGUAGUCACUUCCUUACCAACUAUUGUUAAACAAUUGGAUCUGGGAAGUAGCUACAUUUGGGUCACCAACGUAUUUUUCCUCACGACAUCUGUUGUCCAGCCGCUCACUGGUCAGUUGGCCGGCCUCUUUGGGCGCCGACACGUCGCACUAGCUGUUGUCGCCUUAUAUACGCUUGGUAGCGGUCUUGCUGGGGGAGCGAAUGGGCCAGCCAUGCUGAUCGCCGGUCGCGCUGUGCAAGGCACUGGAAGUGGGGGUAUGACAGCCAUCAUGGGUAUCGUCAUUUCAGACCUCGUCCCUCUUCGGCUGAGAAGCAGUUACCAGGCUAUCCUCGCCAUGACGUAUGCAAUUGGAAUGGCCAUUGGCCCCAUCGUAGGAGGCGCUAUUGUCGAGGAUACCACCUGGAGAUGGGUGUUUUACAUAAACCUCCCCGUCGGCAGCGUCUCUCUCAUCCUUCUAUGGUUAUUCUUACGUGUUAAAUGGGAUAAGGAGAGUAAGAUAUGGAAUAAACUCAAACGUAUUGACGUUGCGGGCAAUGGCUUGCUGGUGGCAUCCACGGUAUCCGUUCUCAUCGCGCUGACUUGGGCUGGUUCUGUUUAUCCGUGGUCAUCUUACCAUAUCCUUGCCCCAUUGAUUAUCGGCCUCGUUGGCCUUAUUGGCUUCGUUUGUCUUGAAGGUUCCUCAUGGGUUCCGGAGCCUGUCAUGCCGCUUCGUCUUUUCGCAAAUCGAACCUCCGCCGUAAUAUUCGCGAACACCUUCAUCGUCUCGAUGUUGAACUACUGGAUUUUCUUUUUUCUGCCUCUCUAUUUCCAAGCCGUUCAGCUGUCAACCCCCACUCGCUCGGGGGUGCAGAUCCUGCCCAUCACUUUGAUUGCUGUCCCUGGGGCCGCGGUCGGGGCGGUGGCCUUAUCUAAAUGGGGUAGAUACAAGCUUCUUCACAUCAUCGGCUUCGCUUUCCUCACGGCUGGUAUCGGCACUUUUUCUGUUCUUGAUCGCAACUCGAGCACGGCAAAGUGGGUCUGUCUCCAGAUUCUCCCGUCCGUCGGUGCCGGCAUGAUCCUGGACACUCUCCUACCAGCCUUCCAAGCAGGUGUAGAGGAGAUAGAUUCUGCAGCCGCCGCGGCGAGUUGGUCCUUCAUACGCAGUUUCGGGAAUAUCUGGGGUGUCGCAAUCCCGGCAGCCAUCUUCAACAUUUACAGCAGUCAAUACGCUGCGGAUAUCGUAACGGACCCGACCGCCAGAUUAUCGCUGCAAAAUGGUGGCGCGUAUUCAAGCGCAACACGAGACUUCGUUGAGUCGUUUUCCGAACCAACGCGGGGUCAAAUUAUUGAUGUCUUUACAAGAUCGUUGAGCAAGGUCUUCCUUAUUGGUAUCACCUUUCCAGCAAUCUCAUUCAUCCUAUCGUUUGUGGAGCGAGAGGUAAAGCUGCGCACGGUGCUUGAAACCGAGUUUGGGCUAGAAGACAGGAACAGCACAAAGUAUAGUAGAAAGGCCUGAGAUCCUUUAGAUGUAGUAAAAUCAAAUUUGUAUCAUAUGCCUUUUUUAAUUUCACAUUCAUCUGCCGUCUGCUAGUCCUGGCAGCUCAGGUAGAUAUCCGCCGUCGUAGGCAACAUGGUUCGGUGUUGCGAGUCAGAGUUUACGUCUCACAA